Molecule: messenger RNA, 1083 nt
Organism: Caenorhabditis briggsae
Lineage: Eukaryota; Metazoa; Nematoda; Chromadorea; Rhabditida; Rhabditidae
Exons: 6
Coding region: 1-1083 (360 amino acids)
Biological process (GO): mRNA splice site recognition
Cellular component (GO): cytosol
Molecular function (GO): mRNA binding
Source: RefSeq, a predicted model, not a curated record
AUGGAUCAAGACGAAGAAGAAUUAUCAGCAACACCACCACAAUCAUCAAGAUCUGAAAGUGAAGGUCCAUCAGAUGCACCGGAAAGCGUCAUUGAAACGAUAGAGCCUGUUGUUAUUUUGGCAGCUCCUAUUCAGCAGCUCCCAGCUAUUUCACUUUCCGGAAACAAUGCACAGCGAACACUUUGGAUUGGAGAUGUUCCUACUGAUUGGUCUGAAGACACGUUGAAGCAAGUUUUCACUGAAAGCAACCACCCGCCAUAUAAAGUGAAGCGAGUCUAUGUCAAGGACGAGCUGAAAGGAUAUUGCUUCAUCGAGUUUGUAACAUUCGAAGAAGCUCGCCAAGCCUUGUUCGAUCUGAAUGGAAAGAGAAUUACCGGUUUCAAAGAUAUUCGCUUCAAUUUGUGUUUUGCGAACGAUAGUUACAAUCCAAACUCGGAAUUCAAUCUCCACGUAUCAAGUGUUCCUGAAGAAAUGUCAGAUGCCGAAUUAUACCGGAUUUUCGACAAAUAUCAUUCUUGCCGCGGAGCAAAAAUGUUUCGAUACAUCGAUGGAGCUUCCAAAGGCUCCGGAUUCGUUCGUUUCGGUAAUCAAACCGAUCAACAAAUGGCGUUAGUGGAGAUGCAUCGAACACGAGUUGGAAACAAAAGAAUUAUCUUGAAACUGGCUGGUUCUCGCGGUGAAAAGCUUGAUCGAAACGAGCCUAGCUCAUAUAGAUCUCAAAGAAAUGAACGGCAUCGUCCCGAAAAAUCACAUCGAAACGGAACAUUAAUACCAACUGCACAGCACGUGUACGAUGCUUUUGGAAACCCAGUUGUUGUUCCAGUUGACAAAAAUAUCUACGGAACUGACCAUCCAUGGGGACCGUUUCCCGAUGAUCCGGAUCUCGAUCCCAUUAUUGGACUUGAUCUUCUGACCACCAAAUAUCGCCCUCAAAUUUCCAACAAACGACUGAUGAUUGACACCGAUCAGUUCAUGUUGGACUUGGAAUCAAGCCGGUGGAGCUCAAUCGCUUUUAAGACAAACAUCAAGCAGGAAGAUCUUGAAAAGAGACUAGCUGAUAAUCCAUGGACGGCCAUUCCAUAA